Messenger RNA from Myxozyma melibiosi, 1695 nucleotides. Its product is annotated as putative Hsp70 chaperone. Gene Ontology annotation, biological process: regulation of translational fidelity; 'de novo' cotranslational protein folding; endoplasmic reticulum unfolded protein response. The transcript is spliced from 2 exons. The record is from RefSeq and is a predicted model, not a curated record. The coding region runs from base 1 to 1695 and encodes 564 amino acids. NCBI's taxonomy places the organism in Eukaryota, Fungi, Ascomycota, Lipomycetes, Lipomycetales, Lipomycetaceae. Gene Ontology annotation, cellular component: endoplasmic reticulum lumen; nucleus; cytoplasm. Gene Ontology annotation, molecular function: ATP binding; ATP-dependent protein folding chaperone.
AUGUCGGAAGAACAGCAAACUGGCGAUGGCGCCAUGACGGUCAUUGGCGUUUCGUUUGGAAACGCAAACUCGUCGAUUUCUUUCACCGGUUCUGAUGGAAACGUCGAUAUCAUCGCAAACCAGGACGGAGACCGAAGCAUUCCGUCGACGCUGGCGUACGUGAAGGAAGACGAGUACCACGGCCUGCAAGCAAAGGCGCAGCUGAUCCGCAACUCGAAAAACACGGUGACCAACUUCCGCGACUACAUUGGCAAGCAGUUUUCCGAGAUCGACCCGACGUACUCACACAGAUCUGCGCACCCGGUUGAAAACGCAGGCAAGGUCGGCUACCAGCUCGAUGUGCUUCCUGAAGAAGGCGCCGAGCCCAAAUUUUUCUCCGUCGAGGAAGUUGCCCAGAUCCACCUGCGGAGACUGCGCGAGUCGGCCGAGGACUUUUUGGGAAAGCCAGUCACGGGCGCGGUGCUGACUGUCCCGACGGAUUUCACCCAGAAGCAGCGCGAGGAGCUCAAGCAGAUUGCGACCGAGGCCGGCAUUCCGGUCAUGCAGAUCGUGUCGGAGCCCGUUGCUGCGCUGCUUGCGUACGACUCGGUCACUUACGGCGCGUUUCCCAAGGACCGCAUCGUUGUGGUUGCCGACUUUGGAUACACGCGCUCGGACGCGGCCGUGAUUGCGGUGCGCGGAGGGAUGUACACUGUGCUUGCGACCGCGCACAACUACGAGCUCGGUGGCGCGAGCCUCGACGAGACGCUCGCGGACCAUUUCGCCAAGGAGUUUGAGAAGAAGAACGGGAUCGACCCGCGCAAGGAGUCUGCGCGGUCGAUCGCCAAGUUGAUUGCCGAGUGCGAGGUGACGCGCAAGACGCUGAGCAACAGCAACUCGUCGACGAUCUCGAUCGAGUCGCUUGCCGGCGGCUUCGACUUCCACUCGACGAUCAACCGGCUCCGGUUCGAGAUGCUUGCGCGGAAGCAGUUUGAUAACGCGGUGUCGCUGGUCGAGGACGUGGUGAAGAAGGCGGGUCUGGACGUGCUGGACGUGGACGAGGUCGUGCUCGUCGGCGGCAGCGCGCAGACGCCCAAGAUCCUCAGCCGGAUCGAGGCCAUCUUUCCCGAGACCACCAAGGUCGCGUCGCCGUCGGGCAAGGCGCUGAACCCAGCCGAGCUGAUUGCGCGCGGCGCGGCAGUGCAGGCGUCGUUGAUUGCGGGCUUUGAGCAGAGCGACAUCGACGAGAGCCUGCAGCCGCUUGUUGCGAACGCGCCGCACCUGGCCAAGUCGGUCGGCGUGGUGACUGCGGACGGGUCGUUUGUGCCGGUGCUGGAGAGCUAUACUGCGGUGCCGAUCCGACACUCUGCGGUGUUUGAGGUGCCUGCUGAGGGCGGGGACGUUCUUGUGGGUAUCUACGAGGGCGAGCGGGAGAUUGUGACGCGCAAGGUCGAGAGCAUAAAGGAGGAUAAGGAUGAGGAGGAUGACCUUGAUGAUGAGGAGGAGUUCUCGGACGAAGAGGACGAGGAGACGCGGGAGAAGGUGCUGAAGCCGGCGACGAAGCUGGCGGAGGCGGUGGUGAAGGGGACGAAGGCGGGCGGGAAGGUCGAGGUUGUGAUCAAUAUCACGGCCGAUCUGAAGGUGAGCGUGGCAGUGCGCGAGGUGGGGAGUGGGGCUGUGCGCGGCGAGUUGCCAGCUGCGGAGGUGCAAAAGUAG